Messenger RNA from Synchiropus splendidus (mandarinfish), 3097 nucleotides. Its product is annotated as carcinoembryonic antigen-related cell adhesion molecule 1-like. The transcript is spliced from 10 exons. NCBI's taxonomy places the organism in Eukaryota, Metazoa, Chordata, Actinopteri, Syngnathiformes, Callionymidae. The coding region runs from base 68 to 1873 and encodes 601 amino acids. The record is from RefSeq and is a predicted model, not a curated record.
GUCCACCCGUCUAAUGUGGACAGUUACACUUGUAUCUGAGCUCUUCACUGCUUCACCAGCUUGAUCAAUGGAUCUGUUAACAAUCAUUGGAAUUGUAUUGGUGGCCUCUAAAGCAGCCGGUGUGUUAGCAGCUGGAUCUCAGGACGCAGCCGUGGGAGAAACAGUGACGUUCAGGGUGACACUGUCACCAACACAAACCCCAUUCACUAUUGACUGGAGAUUCACCAGAGGCACUGAUGUAGUCUCUUCUAUAAUAUCCUCCCUCCCCACCAUUAACAAGACAAACCCCGAGUAUGAAGACAGGAUCACACUUUUCAGGUCAACUGGAUCCCUGGAACUGAGAAAUGUCUCAACCAAUGACAGUGGAACCUACAGAGCUAAUAUUCUGACCACUGAAGGAGAGUCCAUCGAAGAUAGUACAGAUCUGCAAGUUCAUGUUCUCAUCACUGGUGCUAAACUGACUGUCAGCCCUGAAGACUUGGUGGAAUUCAACAGUUCUGUCACCUUCAACUGCUCAGUCGCCUCCGGGUCCUCGCUCGCCUUCCGCUGGCGGAACAUCAGCUCUGAGAUCUCUGCCAGUGAUGAAGUUCUAAUCACUGACGGAGGAGCCAAACUCACCAUCCUGAAUGUGACUCGCUAUGACCAGGGACCCUACAGGUGCGGCGUGUCCAAUGCAGUGAGCAAGGACAUCAGUGAUCCAGUGACUCUCUCCAUUAGCUAUGGACCUGACGAAGUGGAUCUCCAGGUCUCACCAUCACAGGAGCACUUUGAGGAAGGGUCCACCAUCCGACUGAGCUGCUCAUCUUCCUCCAGUCCUCCUGCACAACUCCAGUGGCUCGUGAACGACACCCUGCUGCCCAACACUGGACCAGAACUUCUCCUGACAGAUGCUACUGAGGCUCAGAGUGGAGGUUACAGCUGCCAGGCCUACAACAACAAAACUCUGAGAUACAGAACAUCUCCUUCAAAAGCUGUGACUGUGCUGGUGAAAAUAAGUGCAGCUUCUCUCACGGCAUCAACAAACCUCCUGAUCGAAGGGAUGAGUGUGAAUCUGAGCUGUGACGCUGCCGGCUCCAUCUACUCCAGGUUGUGGUGGAAGGAUGGAAUCGCUCUGAAUCCAGAUGACAACAUGAUGCUUGUUGAUGGCAACCGAACUCUUUCUUUGAAGUCAGUGAGGAGGUCAGAUGAUGGGGUGUAUUCCUGUACACAGAGUAACCCCCUCCAGAACAUCCGGAUGAACUACGCGAUGGUAGUCAACUUUGGGCCAGAGCAGGUCACCAUCACAGGACCAGAUCAGGUAGAGGUCCAAAGUCCUUUCACACUGACCUGCACUGCUGAGUCCACUCCAGCUGCCAACUUCACUUGGAAGCACAACGGGAUAAUGAAAGGAAGUUCCUCUGUCUUCACUGUUAAAAAAGCACAAUUGUCCAACAAUGGCACCUACGUCUGUGAAGCUCAGAAUAAUGUCGCUGGGAAAACACUGACCAAAACACAUGAGCUGUUUGUGAGAGAGAGUCCUUGUCCCCCUGGCUGCAUUGCUGGAAUCGUUGUCGGCUGUCUUGUCGUCAUCGUCGCUGCUGCUGUGGGAGGAUUUUUUCUCUACCGGAGGCGGACAAAACAGAAAAAAAUCACCAGCAGAAGAGGAACUGAAGGGGAGAACAAUCUUUCGUUUGCUGACAGUCAGGAUUUGAACUAUGCCGAGGUUAGUUUUUACCACAAGGCCAACGGUGACUCUGUCCAGUUAGGAUCAUCGGAUCAAUCCACUGACUACGCAGAGGUAAAAGUGAAGACCCCAUCUUCCCCGCCGAGCUACGACGCUCAUCUCAAGAGAGUGAAGAAUCGAGCACCUCGGCCUGGGUUGAACUACUCAUAAUCUGCUUUGGACCUCUCCAACAGGCCUGGUCUGAGAUAUUUGUGUUUUAGUUUUUAAACUGAGUCUCAUUUCAUGAGGUCCAGUCGACACAGCAACUGUUUGUUUUGAAUUUUUCAUGCAAGCACACGUACAAUUGAGAGGUUUAUUUCAGGGCAAAGAAACACUUCCUGAGUUGAAAGACUGAAAACUGAUUCUACCGCACUGUAACAUAGUUCUCUUUUCAGUCUGUCAGGAUUCUCCAGACCUUACAGCUCAUGUACUUGAAAUGAAAUUCAGUUUUUCAAAUUUGGAAUCCAUUGCAGCACUUUAAGCACAAGCAGAAAUUCUUUAGGGGGUGGGCACCGGGGAAAAGAUCACAGCCACACAGAAAGUACUGCCUUCACCAAAUUAAACGUUAAUUUGGCAGCGUCAUUAUUCAUAAAGUAUCAUUUGGUGAGUAAAAAAAAGUUGUAAAUCUCAGCAGUAUUUGCUGACUAUUAUUAUUAUUAUUAUUAUUAUUAUUAUUAUUAUUAAAUGAAGAAAAAAAACGUCAUACAUUUUCAGUGUCUUGUUAAAAUAUAAAAGUACUAGUUUUUUAUUUUUAUUUUUUGUGGCUCAUUCUGGUUUUUUAUAUCCAUUAGUAAGCUAAUCCAUGGCGUGUGUGCAGUUUCUCGCCGACAUUACUUUCACAGAACUCCGCUCCGACAGACACAAUGAGAACUUCAGCUCAGUGAUCCUUGAACCGAGGUUAAUGUUUAAUCUGUUGUCAUGACAUUCGGCACCACAACUCAACUUUCUCGUAUGGAAUUUUGUGUGGUGUGUUUUCCCCCAUUGUAUGUUGAGUUAUUAUUAUAUAUUAUAUUUGAAAAAGUUGCAGUGUUUUUGUCAUGUUCAUGCAUGUCAUACAACCAAAGACCUGUUCAGAGAAAAGUACAUUUUAUGAGUUAAAAAAAUCAUAAAACAGCAAUUUAAGCGCCUCGUUUGACUUCCAUUUUUGGAAGUUGAUGCAACAUGAACAUAUAAUGUCUUCCAAAGAUAUUUUGGACCUAGAAUACUUUGUCAGUCUUGCUAAGCCAAAUUUAAUUUGUUUGUAAAUAUUGUUGAUGUUGUCAAUUAAAUUAUUGCACUUGUGGGUGGUGUGACCGUCGUGUUCAGCGCGCAGUGGUCAGUGAACGCCUCACGAGCGAUUUACGUCACAAACGCUUUAUUUAUGUUUCCCUCAAAAUAUACUUUUCAAAACAUGUA